AUGGUGGCGAAAGGUCACACUUCAAUCGGGACAAGCACAGAAGAGCAAGAAUUAGAACUUGAGGCUUUUUAUGAUUUCUCUGAAUCGUACAAAGAGAUCAAUUUUGCGCAUUUGAAGAAAAAAACUGUUGCAGCAUUGAUGGGAAAUGAAGCAGUCGACGAUGAAGACACUUGGGAUGAUGAUGAUGAGGAUGAGGAAGACGAAGAGCUUGCAGAUUUGAUUGGGAGACAGGCGGCUCACAGAUCUAUCGCUUACGUCUAUAAACAGAGAAUCGGGAAGAAACGUAAUGAUCCCGUCCGAUUAGCUCUGUUGCAUGCCAAACAGUUGAAAGCACUCACAGAAAACGGAGAAUCUGCUUUAGAAAAAGAACGCCUUUCUCGACUCUCUCGUAGACACCAUCAACAACAAAGUCAAGCUCAAAUGGAUAGAAUUCAGAGGUUCGAUUUGCGUGUUGGAUCAAAAGCAAACAAAUUGAACAGAACCAUGAAGACCGCAGAAAAGUAUUUCAUUUAG
Molecule: messenger RNA, 513 nt
Organism: Condylostylus longicornis
Lineage: Eukaryota; Metazoa; Arthropoda; Insecta; Diptera; Dolichopodidae
Exons: 4
Coding region: 1-513 (170 amino acids)
Biological process (GO): ribosomal large subunit biogenesis
Cellular component (GO): preribosome, large subunit precursor
Source: RefSeq, a predicted model, not a curated record